GAGAGAGAGAGAGAGAGAGAGAGAACACUGUGGACUUUCACUUCUGUCUCGAGCUGCUCUCGUGAAGCUAGAGGACAUUUUUAUGAGCGGAGCUAAAGGUUUAAGGCAGUUCUUUUUCUGGGACUGGGACUCCAGAUUAAGACUGUAACUGGGAUUUCAGAUUAAGAAGACUGGGACUUGGAUUUCAGACCAGGGUUGGGACUCCGGGUUCAGUCAGAGUUUUCUGGAUUACAGGGUUUCUGAGUUUGACGCGCGCAGAAGUUUCAUCAGCAGAGAAACGGUUUUUGUCUCUGCGUCAUUUCUCAUCAUUAACAGAGCAGCAGGUGUUAAUCUGUCACUACAGUGAUUAUUUAUUAUUCUGGGACAAUAAUUACGACAGUGUGUGUGUGUGGGCGCGCGUGCGUUUUGUGCCAAUAUGUUCCUGUUGGCCGCGCACUCUCGCCGCGCCGCGCUCUCAGCGCCAGAUCCGCUGUUUCCAGCGACUCAGUGCGUUUUAAAGGAGAAACGUGACUCGUUCUCGGUGAAACUGCAUCAUUAAUUAAUUAAUUAUUACUUUUGUUGUCUUCUGGAGAGGACUUUAAGUUUUUUUCUGUGGAAGCGUGUACUUAUUUUUGCGCACGGAGAUGCCGCGACAGCUCCGCUUCCUCCUGCUUCUCCUGCUGCCGCCGCUGCUGCUGCUCGUGUCCGGCAGCAGGUGGUCAGCGGUGGCCGUCAGGGUGCGGAAGAAGGCCGGCAGCAGGGGGCGGUCGUGCGCGGACCUACCGGAGGAGAUUCUGGAGCAGAUGUUCGGACGUCUGUCUGUGGGAGUGAUGAGCGCGUUCCACCACGCGCUGCAGCUGCAGCCGCGCGACAAACACAACAUGAGCUGCCCCAACAUUUCCACUGCCACGCUGACCCACGGCAAGAGUCACCUUCCGGUCAACCUGCUGAGCGUCGCCCCAUGGGCCUACCGGUGA
Molecule: messenger RNA, 956 nt
Organism: Solea senegalensis (Senegalese sole)
Lineage: Eukaryota; Metazoa; Chordata; Actinopteri; Pleuronectiformes; Soleidae
Gene: il17d
Product: interleukin 17d
Exons: 1
Coding region: 624-956 (110 amino acids)
Source: RefSeq, a predicted model, not a curated record